AUGUUUCCUCUUCAAAAAACCUCAUUUAUCAGAAAUUGGAACGUUCCGAAAUCGAACGGAUGGAUCAAAUUUCAACAUCAUCUCCACCGACAACAAUAUUUCUCAUCAAACUGUUCCCUUUGUAACAAUCCUUCUAUCCUUCAAAAAGAGGACCCACCGCCCAUCAUUUCGGACCAUCCUCAGUUUGAUACAAAUCACCCGACAAAAGCCAAUUAUCAUCAUCAUCAUCUCCAACACACCUCUACUCUGCGACAUCGGAUCAUUCACACCAUCUCCGAGUUUAUUGGAUUGCAGCUUGUCAACAAACUUGCAUUCCGUAUUGAAAAAACACUCGCCAAAAAGGCCCUCUCAAGAAAAUUGAUCUCCAAAUCUUCAAUCUUAAUGAUGGAACGAGUGAUUGAGAAAACUGCCGUUCGAGUGUUGCAAAGGAUUGGACGUGGAGCUGUUCUUAGCGUCCCUUUAAUUGGAGGAAUAUUGGCAGUCUAUAGCUGCAGAAAUGAUUAUUUGAGGGCUCGGAAGGAACAACAACAACAUCAUCAUCAUUCCUCGGAGCAUGAUCAUCUCCUUCAUGUUCACCUUAGCAAAAAAGAACAUAUUCAGAUUAGGAGAAAGAACAAACUUGAAGCUUACAAAUACUUUUUCAUAUCGAGUGUUUUCAAUGGUUUGGAUGCUCUCUUAAAUGGUGGAAUGUUCUAUGUUGCGGCCUUUCGUGAAGAUGUAACGAACGAGUUGCAUCCAUCACAACAACAACAACUUGGAAUUAUUGAAGCUCUUCAACAAUUACCAAACUCAAUGCUGCAUCACACACUUGAAAAUGAAACAAUUCUGGCCCUAUUGGAGGUAGGAUCUUUGGCUUCUGUGGUUACAGCAACAUGUAUGGCCAUUUUGGGAGAAAUAGCUUCUUCACAGUCACGAAUUUCGAAUCGACUGAAAGAUCAUCACGAUCACGAAACAAAUGACUUGAAUAAUGAUUCAUCAAGCACGAUCGUCAUUCGAAAUGGUAAUGGAACUCUCAUCACUAUUGCCGGCAAUUCGACUUCAUCGUCCUAUGCUGAUAAUAUUCCUGCCGUUCAAGCGCGGAUAAAUUUACCUACAGGGAUUUUUGUGCAUCCAAUCACACAGGACGUUUACUUUGUAGACACCUUUUUAAACAAGGUCCGUAAAGUGUCCAAUGAAACAGGAUUGAUCACAACGUUAGCAGGUACUGGUGCUGAAUCUUCAGGUGGAGAUGAUGGUCCUGCCUUAAAUGCAACCAUUUGGCGACCAUGGGGACUUUACCUUAAUCACACCACCAUGGAAAUGUUCGUGACAGAAACGUAUGGUGAAAAGAUUCGAAAAAUAUUCUCGAAUGGAACAAUUAUCAUCAUUGCGGGUAAUGGAAAUGUAGGACAAACAGGAGAUGGAGGAUUGGCUAUCAAAGCACAAUUAUCAAAUCCAACCUGUGUGCGUCAAUUACCGAAUGGAGAUGUGUUAUUCUUAGAUAGAUACAAUAAUAAUCUAAGAAGAAUUGAUACGAAUGGAAUAAUUUGGACAGUAGCAGGAUUGUUCUCCUAUGGAUACAAUGGAGAUAACAUUCCAGCAACAAAAGCUAAUUUGUAUAAUCCAUUUGAAUUUACUGUAGCAGAAAAUGGAGAUAUUUAA
Messenger RNA from Naegleria fowleri, 1641 nucleotides. RefSeq lists its product as uncharacterized. The coding region runs from base 1 to 1641 and encodes 546 amino acids. The record is from RefSeq and is a predicted model, not a curated record. NCBI's taxonomy places the organism in Eukaryota, Heterolobosea, Eutetramitea, Acrasida, Naegleriidae. The transcript is spliced from 3 exons.